This is a messenger RNA of Paecilomyces variotii, 2409 nucleotides long. Its product is annotated as putative MFS myo-inositol transporter. The record is from RefSeq and is a predicted model, not a curated record. NCBI's taxonomy places the organism in Eukaryota, Fungi, Ascomycota, Eurotiomycetes, Eurotiales, Thermoascaceae. Gene Ontology annotation, biological process: transmembrane transport. Bases 301 to 1944 code for a protein of 547 amino acids. Gene Ontology annotation, cellular component: membrane. Gene Ontology annotation, molecular function: myo-inositol:proton symporter activity. The transcript is spliced from 3 exons.
CAUGCUAUCAGCUAUCCACGCGUAGUCUUAGAAGAUCGUGGCGGCAAUUGAAGUUAGCCAUUCUGGCCACGCUAGGUGAGAUAGUCGGUAAAGGGAUCGCCGGGAAGCCUGGGGACGAUGACGGCGGCGUGGGUGCACCAGCAUUAAUUGCUAGACGGAAACUGGAAUCCACGAACACGGGGUACUCGACUUACUCGACCCUAUACCGCUACUGGACAUAUGCGAUUCCAUGUUAUAUUCAUAGCUCCUCAUGAUAUCGGCGUACUCCUGCUCGUCUGAGGUGAGGUAGAGCUCGAAAUCAUGGCUCACGAACACCAUGACGGCAGCGGAGCGGAGUCUCCCUUGCUGGUCCACGACAAUGACGCGCGGAGAUCUCCACGGCGUGAGCACGAGGAUGAGGAUGAGCUCGAACACAAUGAGCCCGAGCAGCCUCUCGUCUCUAAGAGCUAUGGCGGUCUUUUCGUCUGGAUCUUGACCUUCUCCGCGGGCAUCAGCGGACUUCUCUUCGGCUAUGACACUGGAGUGAUCUCCUCUAUGCUUGUUUCCAUCGGUUCCGACUUAUCCAAUCGUCCACUUACGACCGCCGACAAGAGCAUCAUCACGUCGUGUACGAGCCUUUUUGCGCUUAUCGCCAGUCCGAUAGCUGGUCUGCUGGCAGACAGAUUAGGACGGAGGAAAGUUAUAUUAUUCGCAGAUGGCCUUUUUGCCAUUGGUGCAUUAUGGCAGGCUGUUACAAGCAGCGUUUGGGGCAUGAUCGCCGGACGCAGUGCUGUGGGUUUGGCGAUUGGUGCUGCUAGUUUGGUUACUGCACUAUACAUAUCUGAACUUGCUCCUUCGGAAAUGCGCGGACGACUUGUUACCAUACUCAGUCUCUUGAUCACUGGCGGACAAGUAGUCGCCUACGUGGUCGGGUGGCUCUUUUCAUCCAUGCCCGGAGGAUGGAGAUGGAUAGUUGGUCUGGGAGCUCUCCCAGCCUUUUUCCAAGUGAUGUUCAUACUCUUCUUACCUGAGACACCGCGAUGGCUCGUCCGGGCCGGUCAGGAAACUAGGGCGCGAGCCGUCCUGGGAAAGAUUUACGGCUCCGAUCCCGAUAUGCAGAAGCUGGCGGAGCGUGUCUUUCGCGAUAUCGAGAGAGAGGUUGCCCUUGAGGAAGAGGAAAUGGGCGUCGACCACAACAAACCGUCCAGCUUCAUAGACCAAGCCACUCACAGCAUGUCAGAACUAUUCCGUAUCGGCGGCAACAGAAGAGCCUUGACGAUCGCAGUCAUGCUGCAGGGUGUGCAGCAGCUUUGUGGAUUUAACAGUCUGAUGUACUUCUCCGCAACGCUCUUCUCUCUGCUGUCCUUUUCAUCUCCAACGUUAAUCUCUCUCUCGGUGGCCGUAACCAACUUCCUUUUCACCCUCUUCGCCUUCUCUCAGAUCGACCGUAUCGGUCGACGCCGCAUCUUGCUGCUGUCGAUCCCCAUCAUGACCGUCUCGCUUAUCGUAUGCACUCUCGCAUUCCUACCUUUGGACCUGAAAGACGCACCAUCUGUACAUCAGCUCCGAGAUCAAGGAAGCGACAUCACGAAAGGAAAGACAUCCCUUCCCAUAAUCAUCCUCUUGUCCCUAAUCGUCUAUACCGCAUCGUACGCCUCAGGCCUCGGAAACGUGCCCUGGCAGCAAUCAGAGUUAUUCCCGCUAAACGUCCGUUCCGUCGGUUCUGCGCUGGCGACGGCCACGAAUUGGGGGUCUAAUUUUAUUGUUGGGCUUACUUUCCUGCCGCUGAUGGAGUGGAUAUCCCCCAGUAGUACAUUUCUCAUCUACGCGGCGAUAUGUGUUGCUGGUUGGGUUGGAGUAUGGGCUAUCUAUCCCGAGAUGAGUGGAUUGAGUCUAGAAGAAGUUAAGGAGUUGCUUGCCGACGGAUACGGCGUCCAGGAGAGUCUUGCUAGACGGAGAGCGUAGCUUUUUGAUUUCACCAUUAUAGACUUUGUAUAGAAAUUAUGGAUAUUUUUUUUCCUUCUUGCUGUCUUUUCUUUUUUGGGCUAGCUGGUACAGAAAGGCCGCACUGAAUCAGAGCAAUGGGCUGCUGUGUAAGAUCCGCCAUCUAUCAAGCGAUAAUAGGAUGGGAAAUAUGAACGAGAUUCCAACCACCAUUCAUGCUAGAAAACAUUAAAUCUUUACUCCUCGAUAUCCUUGACCUUUUCCCACUGGCCCUUCAGGUUCUCCUUCCACAAGCUGACCUUGUUGUCGCCGCCGCUGACGGCCAGGAUGUUACCGCUCAAGCUCCAGCUGACUCUCCAUAAAACGGUGUCGAACUCGAGCACGGUGCUGGUCCACUGAGUGGGGUUAGAGGCGUCAGCCGUCCAUAUCCGGACGGUCUUGUCUUGUGAGGCGGAGGCGAUGUAUGACUUGGAGAGAAUACUUGGG